Messenger RNA from Cucumis melo (muskmelon), 1573 nucleotides. Its product is annotated as putative GEM-like protein 3. The record is from RefSeq and is a predicted model, not a curated record. Lineage: Eukaryota; Viridiplantae; Streptophyta; Magnoliopsida; Cucurbitales; Cucurbitaceae. The transcript has 4 exons. The coding region runs from base 321 to 1193 and encodes 290 amino acids.
AAAAAUAAUAAUAAAGAAAAAAAAUAAGGCAAUUCCUAAAAUUAGGGGAAUGGGAAAAGGAUGGAGUGAGGAUUUUUUUUUUUUUUGAAGGAGAGUCCUCGUUAGCAUCUGGAACGAUGAUCUGAAAAAUACGGCACCAGAUCCAAUUCCCUCCUCCUGCGCGCUAAAAAGUAGGGGUCCUGUUCUUCGUCCCCCCCCCCCCCCCCCCCCCCCCCCCCCAUUACCCUCUUCUUUCCCAACCCUUUCCUCUUUUCCCCAUUUUCUCUCCUAACUAAAAUACCCACCACAAUCCCAUAUCUUUGUUUCCCCCACAAUUUUCCAUGGAGCACCCCAAGCAGGACCCCGAUAACAAACCUCCCAUCUCCACCCACGAUAACACCCCUAAAUCUGAUCCCAAUGACGGUGUUCGCACCCCCAAUGGAGAUGGGAAUUGGGGUAAUUUCGUGAUGGGUUCAGAGAACCAGGUUCCCACCCAGAACGAGCAACCUGUGAUUUCGACGCCCUCCAAGAAAACCGUGCGUUGGAGUACCGAAUUGGUUACCGAGUCCCCUUCCGUUGCUUCUUAUUCAUAUGGAUCGAAUACGAAUACCUAUGCUUCUUCCGCUCCUUCCUCUUCGGUUUCCUUCAAAGAGACGGUGGAUUCUGUAUGGAGCGCGCUAGGGAGAUGGGGGAAGAAAGUCGGAGAAGCUACAAAAAAGGCUGAGGAUCUGGCCGGAAACACUUGGCAGCAUUUGAAAACAAGUCCAAGUUUUGCGGAUGCUGCGCUGGGGAGAAUUGCUCAAGGGACAAAGGUAUUGGCGGAAGGUGGCUAUGAAAAGAUUUUUCAACAAACUUUUGACACAGUACCUGAGGAAAAACUUCAAAAUUCGUUUGCUUGUUAUCUGUCAACGUCUGCUGGUCCAGUUAUGGGUGUAUUAUAUGUAUCUACGGCAAAGCUUGCGUACUGUAGUGACAAUCCUCUUUCAUACAAGUCCGACGGGAAAACUGAAUGGAGCUAUUACAAGGUAGUGAUCCCAUUACAGCAACUUAAGGCAGUUAAUCCUUCCUCCAGUGGUAUGAAUCCUUCUGAAAAGUACAUACAGGUAAUCUCUGGUGAUAACCAUGAAUUUUGGUUCAUGGGGUUCUUAAACUACAAUGGUGCUGUAGAAUGCCUGCUAGAAUUUCCUGAGUUACAAGCAGUGCAAUCGGUGUAAAACGUCAUCGUGGUUGAAUCUUCCACCAGUUCACAAGUGCCACACCAAAGACUAAGAGUUGGUGAAUUCAAUCAAACUUCCAUUUGAAUUUGCUGCUAUUGUAUACCAACUUUGGAGAUAUUACUAAUGGAAGGUGUCUUCCCUUUAUUGGAAUUUCCCAGUAAAUUUUUGGAAUCAGUUAGGAAAACUUAUGAUUAUAGCUUCUUCAAUAUCCAUAUAGAUUGUUGAUUGUGUACAUGGUGUCUUAACGAUCAAGCAUUCAGAUUAAAAUAAAUGCUUUUCUCGUACAGAUAAUUACAUUGUAACAUGCCAGCAGUAAAACUGUCUGCUGUCAUUAUUGGGCCAAAUUUAUAGUUAAAUUAAUUUAUUUUUAAAGGAAA